This is a messenger RNA of Colletes gigas, 1217 nucleotides long. RefSeq names its product regulator of microtubule dynamics protein 1-like. Gene Ontology annotation, cellular component: mitotic spindle pole; spindle microtubule; cytoplasm. The record is from RefSeq and is a predicted model, not a curated record. Gene Ontology annotation, molecular function: microtubule binding. The coding region runs from base 130 to 1020 and encodes 296 amino acids. The transcript has 4 exons. Lineage: Eukaryota; Metazoa; Arthropoda; Insecta; Hymenoptera; Colletidae.
UGAUGGGAGUUUAAGCGUUUAGUUAUAAAAAUAAAUUACAAUAAUUUAACAGUGAUUUAUUAUUCAAAUUUAAAUUUAUUAUAUGUUAUAUUAGCUUUUUUAUACUAUUUUUAAAUAUUUUAACCUAAAAUGUUGGUACAGAAAGUUUUACGAUUUACAAAAAAUACGAAAGUAUUGCAAAGAUCAUUUUUCCAUAGGAGUUCUCAGUUUUCACAAAAGAUCAAUAAUCAAUAUGCAUUUGCUACAAAGUUAUGUACUGGAACUUCGCUUGCUACUAUGGGCAUAUGGGGCCUUACCAAAAAAAAAAGUGAAAAUGAAUCGGUUAUAACUGCAAAAGAAGUUCUAAUAGCAAAGUCUGAUGCACUGUUUGACCAAGGGCAAUAUAAAGAAUUAUAUGAUCUUUUGUCAAAUUAUAGAGAUAGUGGAGAUGUUGAAAUUAUGUGGCGUCUAAGCAGAGCAUUAUAUAAAAUGUCUCAAGAUGCUAGUGAUAUAGAAGAAAAAAAAAUGAUUUUUGAAGCUUAUGACAUAUUAUCUAAUGCUUUGAAAAUAAAAGAGGAUCAUUGGGCUGUACAUAAAUGGAUGUCAGUCAUUCUUGACAGUAAAUGCAAUUAUGAAGGCACAAGAGUACGAAUAACUCAGUUAUACAAUGUCAAGAAACAUAUGCUGAGAGCAAUAGAACUCAAUCCGAAUGAUGCAACAACCAUGUACAUGUUAGGUACAUGGUGUUAUCAUAUUUCUUGUUUAUCGUGGCAUCAAAGAAAACUGUCAUCUAUAAUAUUUCAAGAACCACCAAGCUCAUCAUUUAAUGAAGCUGUGACAUACUUUGAAAAGGCAGAGAAACUUGAUCCAUAUUUCUAUAGCCAUAAUUUAUUAAUGCUGGGAAAAACUUAUUUAAAAUUAAAUCAGAAGGAACAAGCUUUAAAGUAUUUAAAAAUGGUAUCUGAAUAUCCAGUAAAAAAUGAUGAUGACCAUAGUGCUAAACAAGAGGCAGAAUCUCUGUUAAGAAAGAUAAAAAUUUAACUGCUACGUGCAUGGCAAAAAUAAUUACUAAUUAUCAUUGCCAAGUAUUUUUACUAAUAACUGAAAUAGUGGUUAAGGAUACUCAAUAAAUGUAACAAUGCAGUUCUCGUAUGGUAAUGUUUUAUUUCCAAACCAUUCAUGUUUUCUAUGUAAAUGACAGGAAAAUGGACAGAAUAUUGCGCACAAAAAAACUUCAU